GUACAUGUCUGACUCACUCCUCGGAGAAUAAACCUGAUGUGGCUGUGCUAUGCCGCAUGUCUAGAUUUUGGUUACUUCCCCCACCUAGUAAUGCAAGUCUUUUGCUCGUGAAAAUGAUGUCCAUCACUCGACACGCAAGGAACAUCUUGAUUUUGGACAGAAGCUUUGGGGGAGCUAUAUCAAGAGGUUAUGCGACAGUAACCGAGUUGCCCCGACCCCCUCCUCCUACCGCAGAACCUCAUGUCGAGACGUUCUCUGCACCAUCGAAACCAAGACUAUAUUAUACUAGACCUCCUCUUAAGGCUGACCUUCCUCGCGUUCAGAAACGUUGGCCGUUCAUUCUUGCAUUCGCCACCCUCGGUGUUUCUGCUUGGGCUGCAUUUUUACUCUUCGCGACAAACCAAGAGAAACUAUCGAGUUCUGUUGUAAAGCGAAUAAUGCAGACGGUUAGGGAUAAUGAAGAACUGAAGGAGAUGCUGGGAGAUGCGAUCCGACCUGAACCUGCCUGGUACUUGAAUGGCGACCCUUGGAUAAAUGGCUCGAUCAACCUCCCACAAGGCAACGUGGAUCUAAGUUUCCGUCUAAAGGGCCACUUGGGCUCCGGCACUCUUUAUUUUACGAGUAUUCGGAAAGCCAAAGGACAGCCGUUCACUCCGCUGAGGUUCCGCGUCAUCGGGGAUGAUAAGAGAAUUGUGAAUUUAUCCUCUCAUACUUCAAGUUCGGCCAUGAGCGCCGAGCGUUUGUAACCUUUGUCAUUCCCCAACGUGGGUUAUUUGAGCCACAUCCUCAAGAAAACCUUGGCUGCGUUUCUUGCAGCGUACGUCAGCGGUAUAUAAUCACUGUCCUUCAUUGCAGAACAUACAAGUAAUAGCCUUGUUGGGGGUCCCGUAAGACACCCUUAAUACAACCUCAAUAACACUAUUGUGUCAUUCAAAAGCGUUGGCUGGCCCAUGCAUCUCGAAUUUUAUCUGAGUUUGAGGUGUUAAAUUUUCAUCUCGCCCGAGGGGUGCUCUUGUAAGG
This is a messenger RNA of Suillus subaureus, 1020 nucleotides long. RefSeq names its product cytochrome oxidase complex assembly protein 1-domain-containing protein. Gene Ontology annotation, biological process: mitochondrial respiratory chain complex IV assembly. The transcript is spliced from 4 exons. Gene Ontology annotation, cellular component: mitochondrial inner membrane. The record is from RefSeq and is a predicted model, not a curated record. Lineage: Eukaryota; Fungi; Basidiomycota; Agaricomycetes; Boletales; Suillaceae. Bases 114 to 746 code for a protein of 210 amino acids.